Chelonia mydas (Green sea turtle) is the source of this 1441-nucleotide messenger RNA. RefSeq names its product PRA1 domain family member 2 (gene PRAF2). The record is from RefSeq and is a predicted model, not a curated record. The coding region runs from base 40 to 576 and encodes 178 amino acids. Gene Ontology annotation, cellular component: membrane. Lineage: Eukaryota; Metazoa; Chordata; Testudines; Cheloniidae. The transcript is spliced from 3 exons.
GCCGGGGGCUGUAGUCCCCCCCUCCCGCCGGCGCUGAAGAUGUCCGAGGUGCGGCCGCCCCCGCUGCGGGCGCUGGGCGAUUUCCUGCUGGGCCCCGCGCGCCUGGCGGCCCCGGACCCGCGCGACCCGCAGCGCUGGAGGAACCGGGUCCUCAACAACCUGCUGUAUUACCAGAGCAACUACGGGCUGGGCCUGGGGCUGGCGCUGCUGCUGGGGGGGUAUUUCCGGCCCCUGCACACCCUGCUUUCUGGCUCCGCCGUGACCCUCGUCUUCGUCGCCUUCGUCUGGGCGGCCGAGAACAAGGCUCCAAUUCGGCGCUUCCGGCGCAGCUACCCGGGCGCCAGCCUCCUGGCCGUGCUGGGGAGCGCCUACGGCCUGGUGUCCCUGCUGGGGGGCUCGAGGGUCUUCCUGCUGACAGUCACCCUGCCCAUCUCCAUGAUUCUGAUCCACGCCUCCUUUCGCCUCCGGAACCUCAAGAAUAAAAUCGAGAACAAGAUCGAGAGCAUUGGGCUGAAGAGGACGCCCAUGGGGCUACUGUUGGAGGCGAUGGGCCAGGAACAAGAAGCUGGCUCUUAAGGAGCGAGACGGACCCCCCCCCCCACCUCCGUCCUUCCCACCAGCCCCUCACCGUUGCCUCGGGCCUGCGCUUCACUACUCUCCUACACGCACACGCUCACUACCAUGAAGAUGCAGCGUCCCUCUGAGUCGAGCCAGGGCCUUGAAAUCGGAGUAGGGUAGGGGAUCAGGUACGGCUAACUUGUGGAACUACCUGCCACAUGAUUCGUUACAGAGGACCAGAUAGUUUAGCUGUGGAGGGGGGCAGGGGAGCUAUGGAACUACUUGCCAGAUGAUUUGAUCCCAAGGUCCGAAGACUUUAGCAGGGGAGAACAGGCUAUGGUUUACAUAUGGAACUACCAACCACAUGAUUUAACCCAGAGGCCUGGAGAGCUUAACAGGAGGAGGGUGAACUAUGGUUAACCUGUGGAACUACCUUCCACAUGAUUUGGCAGAGGGGAGAAUGGCCUGUGGAACUACCCCACUACAUGAUUUGGCCCAGCAAGGGGCUGAGAGCUGGGUAAUCAUUUGAACGACCACAUGUUUUGACCCAGGGGCAUGGAGAAUUUAGCAGAGAAGGGGGAGUGGUUAGCCUGUGGAACUAACUGCCACAUGAUUUGACCCAGGGACCAACCCCCCUAGAUCUGUUUAUGUAGGCCCUACCGAAAUACCCUGUUUGUACAGCAACGAAAGAAACAAGGGGCUUUAACACUGGGAGGGCUGGGGCAGUGGGAGGGGGUGUAUUCAAGGGGGACCCCAAGGGGGCACUGAGGAUUCAGUGGGAUGCUGCAUCUGGCGCUGAGUAUUUAUCCACAACUCCUUCUAUUUAUUUAAGGAGCAAAAACAACUGUUCUAAUAAAAAUUCUGUGCCAUUUGUUGCAAUAAA